AUGCAGUUGAAGAAAGUACAUUUUUCUCAAAAUGGUUAUGAUGUGUCAUUUGAUGCCAACGGGGAUCCUGUGGCCACAUAUGAGCUGGUGAACUGGCAAAGAACUGAGAGUGGCAACAUUGAGUUGGUGACAGUGGGACACUACGAUGCAUCACUGCCGGUGGGCCGGGAGUUCCGUAUCAACAGGAACCUCACCUGGGUGGAUGGCAGCACACAAGUACCUGUGUCAGUGUGCUCUGACAGCUGUCCUCCAGGAACUCGUAAAGUGCUGCAGAAAGGAAAACCCAUCUGCUGUUAUGAUUGUUUACCAUGUCCUGAGGGAGAGAUUAGCAAUGCUACAGAUUCCCCAGAUUGUCUCCCAUGCCUCAAGGAGUUCUGGCCUAAUGCAGAGGGGGACACGUGUCUCCCCAAGCCUGUAGAGUUUCUUUCCUUCAACGAGGUCCUAGGAAUCAUCCUGGCUGCAUUCUCAGUUGGUGGUGCCUGUCUUGCCAUUACAACAGCAGCUGUGUUCUAUCAUCACAGGACAUCCCCGAUUGUCAGGGCCAACAACUCUGAGCUGAGCUUCCUGCUGCUCUUCUCUCUGACUCUGUGUUUCUUAUGUUCAUUAACUUUCAUUGGAGCGCCCUCUGAGUGGUCCUGCAUGCUGCGCCACACAGCAUUUGGGAUCACCUUUGUCCUCUGUAUGUCUUGUGUUCUUGGAAAAACAAUAGUCGUGUUAAUGGCCUUCAGAGCUACACUCCCAGGAAGCAAUGUGAUGAAAUGGUUUGGGCCUACACAGCAAAGGAUGACUGUAGUGUCUUUAACAUUCAUUCAAGUUUUAAUUUGUGCUAUUUGGUUGGUUCUUAAUCCUCCGUUCCCAAUGAAAAACCUCACAACAUACAAGGAGAGGAUCAUCCUGGAGUGUGCAUUAGGCUCAGCUGUUGGGUUCUGGGCUGUGCUCGGGUACAUCGGCCUGCUGGCUGUCUUUUGCUUUGUGUUAGCUGUCCUGGCUCGGAAACUACCUGAUAAUUUUAAUGAAGCCAAGCUGAUCACCUUCAGCAUGCUGAUAUUCUGUGCAGUGUGGAUCACCUUUAUCCCUGCAUAUGUCAGCUCUCCUGGGAAAUUCACUGUGGCUGUGGAGAUAUUUGCCAUUCUGGCCUCCAGUUUUGGACUAAUAUUGUGCAUAUUUGCUCCAAAGUGCUUCAUCAUAUUGUUUAAGCCAGAGAGGAACACCAAGAAACAUUUAAUGAACAAAAAUUAA
Centropristis striata (black sea bass) is the source of this 1239-nucleotide messenger RNA. Its product is annotated as extracellular calcium-sensing receptor-like. Lineage: Eukaryota; Metazoa; Chordata; Actinopteri; Perciformes; Serranidae. Gene Ontology annotation, biological process: G protein-coupled receptor signaling pathway. The transcript is spliced from 3 exons. The coding region runs from base 1 to 1239 and encodes 412 amino acids. The record is from RefSeq and is a predicted model, not a curated record. Gene Ontology annotation, molecular function: G protein-coupled receptor activity. Gene Ontology annotation, cellular component: membrane.